This is a messenger RNA of Hipposideros armiger (great roundleaf bat), 4698 nucleotides long. RefSeq names its product transmembrane protein 87B (gene TMEM87B). NCBI's taxonomy places the organism in Eukaryota, Metazoa, Chordata, Mammalia, Chiroptera, Hipposideridae. The coding region runs from base 34 to 1803 and encodes 589 amino acids. The record is from RefSeq and is a predicted model, not a curated record. Gene Ontology annotation, cellular component: Golgi cisterna membrane; Golgi apparatus. The transcript has 19 exons. Gene Ontology annotation, biological process: retrograde transport, endosome to Golgi.
CUCGCCCCCUGCGGCCCCGCCUGUCUCCCUCCCAUGGUCCCGCUGCUCCUCCAGCUCCCGCCCUGCCCGGCCCCGCUUCCGGGGCCCGGACCCCGUAUCCUCUCAGCGAAAUCGCACAGGUGCGGCCGGCUCUCGGACGUCCCAAGCCCAGGUGGCUUCCGCGUCAAGAUGGCUGCCUCAUGCAGCCGCACGCCGCCAGUGGCUCCGCUGCUGCGCGCCACGCUCUGCCUGCUGUGCUGGGCCCCGGCGGCCGUGGGCGCUGUCCCCGAGCCCGGGCGCUGGGAAGUGACUGUCAGCGACAAAUCAGGACCUUUGAUAUUUAGGAAAACUAUGUUUAACUCAACUGAGAUCAAAUUUUCUGUUAAGUCAUUCCAUUGUUCUGGGCCUAUGAGAUUUACCAUAGACUGGCACUUGAAGCAUUAUACCUGUCAAAAUGAAUAUUCUCAGCUGGAAGAGCUGUCACAGGAGCUCAAAAGUGCCGGUGAAGACUUUUGUGGCCGUUAUUUCAAGAACAGCGAAUGUUGGACAACAAAAAAUGAAAACUUAGCUUGCGACAGUGGUUUACAGGUGUUUCCCUCUUUAUAUACUAAAGAACUAAUUACAAAUAACAGAAAUGCUUCAAACCAGGAAGGAUCAAUGGAUGUUGUCGCAAGAACACAGAGAGAUGGGUUUCACAUCUUCAUUGUUUCGAUUAAAACGGACAAAACAGAUGCAAAGUGGAAUUUGAAUGUUUCCCUUUCUAUGAUGGGGCCAAAAGGAUAUCUCUCUGCCUCAGAUUGGCCUCUCAUGAUUUUUUACAUGGUGAUGUGCAUUGUUUACAUUUUGUAUGGCGUGCUUUGGCUGACGUGGUCUGCCUGCUACUGGAAAGACAUAUUAAGAAUCCAGUUCUGGAUCGCAGCUGUUAUUUUCCUGGGAAUGCUUGAAAAAGCAGUUUUCUAUACCGAAUACCAAAACAUCAACAGCACUGGACUGUCAACCCAGGGUCUGUUGAUAUUUGCAGAGCUGACAUCUGCGGUGAAGAGAACGCUGGCUCGCCUCCUGGUCAUCAUCGUGAGCCUGGGCUACGGCAUUGUGAAGCCUCGCUUGGGGACAGUCAUGCACCGGGUGAUCGGACUGGGGCUCCUCUACUUUAUCUUCGCAGCGGUCGAAGGCGUGAUGAGAGUCGUUGGGGGCUCUAGCCACUUAGCUGUUGUUUUUGGUGACAUUAUUUUAGCAGUUAUCGACUCCAUUUUUGUAUGGUUCAUUUUUAUAAGUUUGGCACAAACUAUGAAGACUCUGAGGCUAAGAAAGAACACGGUGAAAUUUUCUUUAUACAGGCACUUUACAAGUACUCUGAUCUUUGCCGUGCUGGCUUCUGUAGUGUUUAUGGUGUGGACAACUAAGACAUUUAGAUUUGCAAAAUGUCAAUCAGAUUGGAUGGAACGCUGGGUUGAUAAUGCAUUUUGGAGCUUCCUGUUUUCACUCAUCCUUAUUGUAAUAAUGUUUUUGUGGAGACCAUCAGCAAAUAAUCAGAGGUAUGCCUUCAUGCCCUUAAUUGAUGAUUCGGAUGAUGAAGUUGAAGAGUUCAUGGUAACAUCUGAAAAUUUAACUGAAGGAAUAAAAUUAAGAACCUCGAAAACGGUUUCCAAUGGAACAGCUAAAGCUGCUGCUUCUGAUAACUUUGAUGAAGAUUUGAAGUGGGUAGAAGAAAAUAUCCCUUCUGCCUUCACAGACAUGGCUCUUCCAGCGCUGGAUUCAGAUGAGGAAAUCAUGACCAGAUCUGAAAUGGCACAGAAAAUGUUCUCUUCAGAAAAGAUAAUGUGAUUUGGAACCACAUGAAUGAGACCUAAUUAACAGUGAAGGACUUUCCAAGUCUAAGAGACUUGUUCUGAUAUCAUGCGGCAAGUUUUUGUUGCAUUGUCUUGGAAAUCUGUGUGUUAAAAAGAAUCGUGCAGAAGUGGGAGGGUUCUGCAGCCCUCUUCAAGCUGACUUGUGAAUGUCCGUUGAGUUGCCUGGACUUGGAAAUAACCUGAGCAAACCAGGUGUUAUGACAAAGAAUGUGCCCCAAUGGGCGUCAGGCAUGUGGGUUGGGUUGUCUCUUUUUCCUGGAAAAUGUGGUCAUUCCAGAUUUAAACCUUUUCUUUACAUAAACACUUCCUGUUCUUCCACGGACCUCUGAGGUAGAUGGAGUGACUGCUGAAGCGUGGUCGAGCAGUGUGUCCCUGCCUUGGGUUUAGAGUCACCACAUGCAGUAGUAACUUCCUUUUUUUCUGCUGAAGUUCAUUGGAACAUGGCAUGUACAUGUGGCCAGUUGCUGUGUGGGGGACAUUGCACACAUCUGACAGAGCCAUUUGUCCUUGUCACCCUGCACAUCAGACCCACUGCCUGAGCUCAGGGGACACGGGUACAUGGAGAGAGGGUCUUGAGAGUCACUUCCAAAGAUUUGCUCUGCCACUGUCCCCUCGCUCAGGCUAUCUAUGCUGCUGAACUGCCUGCAGGUGGUGAGCACCUGGCCACAUGGCUCCCCCAGGGCACCUCCUGCCGACAAGCUGGGGCUUCUGGGGGAAACCAGAGACUUACCUCUUGUGUAAUCUUGGUGUCUUUGAUUUUGUAAUAAAACAUUUAACUGUACGGGACAUCACUGUUCAUAAUGUAAUUAAUUUCUUAACCUUCAACCAUGUUUUAUACAUUAUUUUGUUACAUUAUAAUGUGUGAUUUCAAAUUUUUGUUUUAAUUUUUUUUAUUGCAGAACAUUCUAAACUUGAAAGGCAGUCAAAUGUGGUAUGGAAAUGUGAAUGUUUGCUGUGUUCGUGACCAAAGAUACAGGGCUGGUGGGCAUUUAGAGGAGGGAUUAAGGCGACAACCAUGGAUGUCUUUCUUUGAAAGAGUUCUAACCUUAUCAGUUGACAAUGACUUCAGAGAAUUCUGAUUGAGAAGUAUUAAGUCUUUACCAGUGUAGACACUUAAAUACAACCUUUUAUUUUUUUCAUUGUGAAACCACAAAACAAAAUUUGUCUUUCAAAAUUCUUCCUUUGGAAUUUAUUUCUCAUUUACCCAUUUCACAGGAGCUAGGGAAAGAAAAGAUUUCUCUCUAAUAGUAGUGUCUCUUGAAAAAUACUUUCAGGUUUACUUUCAUAGUGAAUAUUGCACAGUGUCAUACUGAGAGCAUGGUGGUCACGAUGCCGGUGCUCCCCCUCCCACGAGAGGAACGUCUGAUUUCACAGUGUGGGCUCCAUGCCUUGUGUGGCCCCUGCCACCAUCCUGGGCCGCAUCUUUUACACUUCCCAGCAUCCAUGUCCGUUCUGGUGUUGGUGCCUUUUCCCUUGGUCCCAGUGUCUCAACCCGGAGGUGACCACUGUCCUCCCAUUCCGAACAGUUUUAUCUAAUGCCACUGCCUGGAUUUCAGGGCACAUUCACCCCCAAUGCCUCUGGUCCUAGUUCAGUUUUAGCAACUGCCACCUAGUGGGGUGGCGUGGGGACCGACGGGCUGUCCCCGCCGUGGCCUCAGCAGUGUUGAUCGAAGCCCUGCUCUGUGCAGCUGCAAAGGGAGUGGUGGCACCUGGUUGGCCAGGCUGCUGCUGAAAGGCAGGCUGUCCUCGCGUGCAGGAAGCAGGGCCCCUCCCAGAGGGAGGCCUGUCAGAAUGUUUUCCAAGGGCAUGCACUGUGUCUGUCACUGUUGAUAUGGCCUGGCUCGAGGAUUCCCGUGGAGGGCACCUGGGGCUGAGUGUGGUUCAUCACGACGUAACAGCCAGGGCCACUGUGCAGCUGUCCUGCUUCUGCUCAGAGGUUCCAGAGACUGCUCAUCAAGGUCAGACCGAUUGAUUCUUAGAAACCACCAAGAUGGGUCUCCUAUUAACGAAGGGAUCUGGCUGGGGACAAGGGUCCAGCUUUAUGUGUUUCUAGGCCAAAAUGCUUAAGUGUUCUUAUGCAGUUCAUAUUGCGCUUAUAUGAUGUGUGAAAUUUGCUUAAAAGGGAAUUUUCAUGAUUUGAGUUAGAUUAGUAUUAGUAUCUGCUUUAAAGGAUAAAGUUAAUUUAUUUCAAAAAUAAGAGAAAGCAAAUGAAUAUGUGAAGUUUUUAAACCCGGGAGAUGAUAAGCUGUUCUCAUACUUUUCCUGUAAAGAAAAUAAUUUUUUAAUCCUUCAUAAUCUGUGGAGAAUACCAGCCUUCUCCCUGUAACACAGUACAUUAUGUUUGCACUACUGUCAUGUCAAGACUAAAAGUAUAAAAAAUAUACAGAUAAGGUUGAUCUAUAUUUCCUUUUUUAAAAGAGGUUUGAGUCUGUACUUGACAGGUUUAAAGUUGAGAGAUGUGAUGCUAACUUUAUAAUAAGUCACUAAUUUUGGUACUUGUGUCUGUAUGAUCAACAGUAUACAGUACGAAACACCAGGCCUUAUACUGGUAAUUAAAGUUCUAAACAUGUCACAUGUAUGUAAGUGACAAAUGAGACUUAAGGAAAUGUACAUUAUAAUACAGGAGCUUUCUGCUGCAGUAAGAAACUCCUUUGGAAUGAGGAAAACAUGUAUUUGGGGAGAAAGUUUAGGGCUGAAGUUGUAUUUUUCUAUUUAAAAUGGUUAAAUUAUUGUAUAACUUGGAAGAAGUUCCUUUGAAUGUGGGACAAAACUAUUUCAAAGAUUUUUGUUUGAAAAUAUUGAUGUAUUUUGUGCCUUAAUAUUUGUUCUGACUUUUAAAAUAAGAUUUUCAUUAAAAUAUAACUAACAU